AUGAAGCUGCUGCUCGAAGGCGUGACGCUCACGGACGCCACCGACAGGACUGUCCAGGGCGACGCGCUCGGUCAGGACGGCAAAGUGCUCGCGCUGUACUUUGCCGCGAACUGGUGCUCGGACUGCGUGGCGUUCCAACCGGUACUAAACCGGUUUUAUGACGUGGUUCACGACCAGAUGGACGUUGUGUUUGUCAGCUCGGACAAGUCAAGGGCGAGUCAGCGAUCGUACUUAAGCGAGAUGCCCCGCCAAUGGUGGAUGGUACCGUUUGACGACGAAGAGACGCGGUCGCAGUUGAAGCGCACGUUUGGCGUCUGUGCAAGCGCUGAGGUGGAGACAUUGAGUCCAAUCACGCGGAAGAAGGGGAUCCCGACGCUCAUGGUGAUUCGUCCGAAUGGGGACAUUGUGGACGGGGAUGCAGCGGAGACGAUUGAGCGGGAGGGUCUGAAGGCUAUGGACGCGUGGAAAAAGUAG
Molecule: messenger RNA, 474 nt
Organism: Hyaloperonospora brassicae
Lineage: Eukaryota; Oomycota; Peronosporomycetes; Peronosporales; Peronosporaceae
Source: the annotation of a GenBank genome assembly